AAAAUAGCAUUGGCCGAGGCUACGCUCGCUCGGCGGUGACGAAUCACUGUUCGCCAGUCGAUUUCGCGAAGAAGUAGUUAAGGGUCGACGAGGGCCGGCCGCAUUACCACGCAUAACAUGGCUUCGGUCGCGGCUUGGCUGCCGUUCGCCCGGGCGGCGGCGAUUGGGUGGGUACCAAUAGCGACGCACCCGUUGCCUCCACCGCCCAUACCGAAGAAUCGUCGCAAGGCCGACGAUGAGAAGCUUCUGAUCAACGUUUCUGGUCGCCGUUUCGAGACUUGGCGUAACACUCUCGAGAAGUACCCGGACACGUUGCUCGGCUCCAACGAGCGCGAGUUCUUCUACGAUGAAGAAUCCCGUGAGUACUUCUUUGAUCGCGACCCGGACAUAUUUCGUCACAUCCUCAAUUAUUAUCGCACUGGCAAGCUUCACUACCCGAAGCACGAGUGCCUGACCAGCUACGACGAAGAGCUCGCGUUCUUCGGUAUCCUGCCUGAUGUUAUCGGUGACUGCUGCUACGAGGACUACAGGGACAGGAAGCGCGAGAACGCCGAGCGCCUGAUGGACGACAAGCUGAGCGAGAACGGCGAUCAGAAUCUUCAGCAGCUGACGGACAUGCGCCAGAAAAUGUGGCGUGCCUUUCAGAAUCCACAUAUUUCGACCGCGGCCCUCGUAUUCUACUACGUCACGGGCUUCUUCAUUGCGGUAAGCGUCCUGGCCAACGUCGUGGAGACAGUACCAUGUGGUAAUAGGCCAGGACGCGCGGGUACGCUCUCCUGUGGCGAGCGAUACAAGAUCGUAUUUUUCUGCCUGGAUACCGCCUGCGUCAUGAUAUUCACGGCUGAGUAUUUAUUGCGGCUGUUCGCGGCGCCGAGCCGUUGCAAAUUCGCUAGAUCGGUCAUGUCCAUUAUAGACGUUGUAGCUAUAUUGCCGUACUACAUUGGUCUCGGCAUUACCGAUAACGACGACGUCUCCGGGGCCUUCGUCACCCUGCGAGUCUUUCGCGUAUUUAGGAUUUUCAAGUUCUCACGGCACUCGCAAGGCCUCCGGAUCCUCGGUUAUACCCUCAAGUCGUGCGCUUCCGAGCUUGGUUUUCUUGUUUUCUCACUAGCUAUGGCCAUCAUCAUAUUUGCCACGGUUAUGUUCUAUGCUGAAAAGAACGUAGACGGCACUAAUUUCACCUCGAUUCCAGCCGCUUUCUGGUACACCAUCGUUACAAUGACAACGUUAGGGUGA
Molecule: messenger RNA, 1236 nt
Organism: Ceratosolen solmsi marchali
Lineage: Eukaryota; Metazoa; Arthropoda; Insecta; Hymenoptera; Agaonidae
Product: potassium voltage-gated channel protein Shal
Exons: 1
Coding region: 118-1236 (372 amino acids)
Biological process (GO): protein homooligomerization; potassium ion transmembrane transport; action potential
Cellular component (GO): membrane; voltage-gated potassium channel complex
Molecular function (GO): A-type (transient outward) potassium channel activity; protein binding
Source: RefSeq, a predicted model, not a curated record